CGUCAAUCGUUGACAUCACUUCCUGUGGAACGACAGCAACCGAGCUGCACGCGCUUCUUCGAAGCUUCAUCACACCAAGAAACAAACCGGACAAGAUGACUUUGCUUAUUCUUAUGGAAUAAUCGUCAUGCAUCGAUGGCUGAGGAUUUUUUCCAUCGCGUUCAUUCUUCCUCUUCUACCAAUGAUGGCAACGAAGGCAUCAAUCCAAUGGCCACUGCAAAGAAUGAGUAAUUAUUCUGGUGACAUUAUGCUAGGAGCUCUCUUCCCCAUUCACGAAAGAAAUGCUAAAUUCGAGUGUGGUAAACUACAAGACGAAGGACUACAACAAUUGGAGGCUCUCGUCUUUACCUUGAACAAAAUUAAUUCCGAUCCGGAACUACUACCCGGAAUCAAACUGGGCAUUCUAGCAUUGGACAGUUGCGAUAGCACCGCUUAUGCCCUAGAACAGAGUUUAGAUUUCAUAAAGGGUUUUAUCGCGCGAAGAAAUGCCCACGACGAACAACAAUUUACGUGUAGUGACGGUUCGGUUCCACAAUAUCGUGAAGGUAUGUUCGAUAGAGUCGUUGGAGUAAUAGGAGGUCAAUCUAGCGCGGUUUCCAUUCAAUUAGCCAACAUGUUGAGAUUGUUUAACGUGCCUCAGGUCAGUUAUCAAUCUACCAGUCCAACCUUGAGUAACAAAGAAAAGUUUGAAUAUUUUUUCCGAACUGUGCCUUCCGAUGUUAAUCAAGCUCAAGCCAUUUUGGAUAUUCUCAGGACUUUCAGAUGGACUUACGUAUCCGUUGUCUAUUCGGACACCGAUUACGGAAACAAAGGAUACGAAAAGUUGCAAGAUCUGGCUCUGGAGUAUAACAUUUGUUUUUCGAGUCCACAAAGCAUCAAUGUAGACCAUUUUUCUGAUGCAGAUUACGAUACUGUCGUAAAAAAUUUAAUGCACAAGACAAAUGCCAGAGUUGUGGUGGUUUUUGCCGACAAACAGACAGCUCGUAAUUUAAUGGCCGCGGCUAAGAGGAAGAAUGCGAUCACUCGAUUCGUGUGGAUAGGAAGCGAUGCCUGGGGAGGUCGAAAAUCUGUAGUAGAAAAUCACGAAGCGGUAGUAGAAGGCGCUAUUACGGUAUCUCCUCUUCUUCAUCCCUUAUCUGGUUUCGACGACUAUUUCAAGAAACUCAGUCCAGAAACAAAUCAUCACAAUCCGUGGUUUUCCGAAUUUUGGGAGGAAUUUUUUCAUUGUAAAGUAUCCGGAUCGCCUCACACUCCCUACAAUACCAAUUAUCCUCAUUGGUGUUCGCCCACUAAAGAUAUUUCUCAAGAUACCCGUUACAAACAAGCUCCCGCCUUACACUUCGUCAGAGAUGCAGCCUAUGCCUUUGCGCACGCCCUCAAGGAUAUGCACAAAGUAAAGUGUAAAGGAAUUCCCGGACUUUGUGACAAAAUGACCCACAUUAAUGGAGAAGAUUUGAAGCAAUAUUUGCAACAAGUUUCUUUUAAUGACGAAAGUGGUAAAAAGUUCCGAUUUCUUCCGAGUGGAGAUGCUCCUCCCAGAUACAGCAUCAUCAAUUAUCAGAAAUUACCCAACGGAAGCUUUUCUUGGAGAUCCGUGGGAACUUAUUUGCUAGGUGACGAUGGAGAAGCUAAAUUAGACUUGGACAUCAAUGCCAUGAGGUUCAAAUUUCAAGAGCCAUCGUUUCCCAGAUCCUAUUGUAGCGAACCGUGUCGUACCGGACAAGCUAAAUUACAGUUGGAAGGAGACACUUGUUGUUGGCUCUGCACCAAUUGCUCCCAAUAUCAAUAUUUACCGGAUGAGUAUCAUUGCAAAGAUUGCCCUUUGGGAACUCUACCGAGUUUUACCAAGACUACUUGCAUACCGAUACCGGAAGCUUAUUUAAAUUAUACGAGUCCAUGGGCAGUGGGAACCAUGGCAUUUGCAGGAAUGGGCAUACUGUUAACCGCGUUUGUCACUUUAGUAUUUUGGGCUUACAGCGAUACUCCCCUUAUUAAAGCAUCAGGAAGAGAACUGAGUUACCUUCUGCUAACAGGAAUAUUCUUGUCAUUUGGUAUGACCUUCAUCAUCGUUGCCAAACCAUCGGCUUUUACGUGUGGACUUACAAGAUUCUUUUUAGGAUUCUGUUACACGUUAUGUUAUGCAGCUAUUGUUACGAAGACUAAUCGCAUCGCUCGGAUAUUUAACCAGAGAAGACGAAGACCGUGUCAGAAACCCCGUUACACUAGUCCACAGUCGCAACUCAUCAUAACGGCAGUUCUGGUAUCUAUAGAAGUCAUCAUCAAUACCAUUUGGUUACUUUACGACAGACCGGCAGUUACUCGAAUACAUCCUUCUCGAGAAGCCAAUUUAUUGAUCUGUUUAGGAUCCGAUACACCCUCGUAUCUAGUUGGACUUAUUUAUCCAUUCGUUCUCAUCGGUUUCUGUACCGUUUACGCUUUCAAAACCAGAAAAUGUCCGGACGGUUUUAACGAAGCUAGAUAUUUGACAUUCACAAAUUAUACCACUUGUGUUAUCUGGUUGGCUUUUCUUCCUCUUUUCGUUUUGAGCACGAGUAACGCAAUACGUGUGGUAACUUUAAGUUUUCUUCUGAGUUUAAGUGGGGCCGUACAACUGUCAUGCCUCUUCAUGCCGAAAGUAUAUAUUGCUCUAUUGAAACCGGAAAAAAAUACCAAAGAAAGUGUCAUGUGUCAUCAUAAUCGAAAUUCCAACUUGGCGCAAACGUCGUCGUCUCUAGGGCCUUCUACUCCUUCUAUACUCAUUAAUGGAGGUUGCAAGGAGCAUCGACUUAGCAGCUGUUCCUCCGCUACCGGAUCAUCGGCUUACAACACCCUUCAAGUACCAAAUGCGUCACCUUAUUUGUCCACGGUACCGAAUUUAAGCCUUAUUCUAAAGGAAAGCGUCCAGACAAACAGUCUGACCGUGCCCAGUUUGAUGCCUUCGACAUUGAAGAGGCAUUCCAGUGCAGAUAUACAAAGCAAAACGUUGUGAGAGCGGUCGUUUUUUUAACAAAUUAUUAUUAAUACGCACAAUAUUUGGAGAUUAAAACUAAACAUUUAUUAUUAUAAUUCUUUUUUUUGAGAAGAUAAACUGAAAAUAAAAACGAAAAACUCGACUUUUUGAAUUUAAAUGAAUUUUAAUUGGAAGUUGAGUUCAAAUAGUAACCAAAUAACAGACAAUUCUAAGUUUAAAUAUUUUAUUUCUCGUUUUAAAAAACGUUUAUGAGACUAUCGUCAUUAAUACUGAUUUACUAACUUAUAAACCAUUGUAAAUGUAACUAAAAAUUAAAAUUUUAAUAGUCACAAUGACGUAUUACGGAUGAUUUAAUGGUGAAACUGUGGAGCAUUUUGCGUACGAUAUUCGAUAAAUUGCGAUCUCACAGACUGAUAUUUUUCUUUUAUGAUCGCAUAAACAGGCAUUCUUCUUUCAUUUUUCCAUAAAUUUAGCUCCGUAGUUAUUUAAAAUAAAAAUCUGAUUGGAAAAAAUUUUACUUUACAAUAUUCAAUCCGAAAAAAUCAUGCAAAAUUUUAGUCUUUCUAUAGAAUGAUUAGACUUUCAAAACGAUUUUAAUUAAACAAAUUAAAGAAUGGUAAUUAUUUACAUUAUUAUGUGAAUUUUUAUAUCCAAAUAUCUCCGGAAAGAAACAAGUUUGCCUUCCAUUUGGGAGAUUUUGUCCUAUCAAUUCAUCUCUUUUACUACUAGAUUGAUACUGGCACAAAUUAUAAAAUAAUUUCUCUAUGUAUAUAUAGUUAAAAUAUGAUAAUUAUCAUCAUUCCAAAUACGUAAAACCAAAAAAAAAAUU
Centruroides sculpturatus (bark scorpion) is the source of this 3800-nucleotide messenger RNA. RefSeq names its product metabotropic glutamate receptor 3-like. Gene Ontology annotation, molecular function: adenylate cyclase inhibiting G protein-coupled glutamate receptor activity. NCBI's taxonomy places the organism in Eukaryota, Metazoa, Arthropoda, Arachnida, Scorpiones, Buthidae. The record is from RefSeq and is a predicted model, not a curated record. Gene Ontology annotation, cellular component: membrane. The transcript has 9 exons. The coding region runs from base 128 to 2989 and encodes 953 amino acids. Gene Ontology annotation, biological process: G protein-coupled glutamate receptor signaling pathway; regulation of synaptic transmission, glutamatergic.